Messenger RNA from Phoenix dactylifera (date palm), 1539 nucleotides. RefSeq names its product NHL domain-containing protein. Gene Ontology annotation, cellular component: endoplasmic reticulum. NCBI's taxonomy places the organism in Eukaryota, Viridiplantae, Streptophyta, Magnoliopsida, Arecales, Arecaceae. Gene Ontology annotation, molecular function: protein binding. The record is from RefSeq and is a predicted model, not a curated record.
CAGCCGUCCAAUGAAAAGUAGUAGUAUAAUAAGUGCUAAGGCCCAACAUACCGAUACUCCAAAAGCAUCCCAUAUCAAACUCAAUUCCUGCGCUGCGGCUUCACACAAAAAUCCACCCGAAACUUUUUCGUCUCCACCUACAGGCAUCGGAAAACCAUGCUCUCCCCCUCUUCCCUUUCAUCCACGAAGAGACUCCUCCACGUCUUCUUCCGUCUCCUCCUCCUCCUCGAGGGCUCCGCCCUCGCCCGGAGCCGCCACGUCAUCACCUUCGGUUCGCCGGGCCUCGCCCCGGCCGGUCUCGCCUGGGACCCCACCGCCCAGCACUUCCUCAUCGGCUCCCGCCUCCGCCCCGCCGUCUCCUCCGUCUCGGACGCUGGCGUCGUCGAGACCCUCGUCUCCGAUCCUCUCCUCCCCCCAGACUCCUCCGCCCUCGUCCUCGCCGUCGACAACCCUCGCCGCCGCCUCCUCGUCGCCUUCGCCCGCCCCGCCACCCUCUCUGCCUACGACCUCCGAUCCCCCCGCCCCCACCGCCGAAUCUUCUCCUCCGCGCUCCCCGACCCCGCCUCCGUUCCCGGCGGCGUCGCCGUGGAUUCCACCACCGGGGACGCCUUCGUCACCUGCGCCACCGGGAACCUGAUCUGGAAGGUAGAUCUGGACGGGAAUCCGACCGUCUUCUCCAAAUCGCCGAUCUACUCCCCACCGGAAUCCCCCGGCGAUGAGGAUCGGCCGGAGGCUGCGACGGCGGAGGGGGGAUUGGGAGGGGUGGUGCACGGGAGCCGGGGUUUCCUGCUGGCGGUGCAGGGGAGCACGGGGAGGGUGUUCAAGGUGGACACGGAGGGGGGUGCAGCGCGCUCGGUGAUGGACGUCGGGGGGAAGAAGGGGCUGGCGGCGGAGGCGGAGGGGGUGGCGAUGAGGAGCGACGGGGGGGCAGUGGUGGCCGGGGGGAGGGCGACGCGGUGGCUGACGAGCCAGGAUGGGUGGUCGGCGGCGGCGGUGUACGACGAGGCGGCGAUGGAGGAAGGGCAGGCGAGAGCGGUGGUGGUGCGGGAGGGGAGGAGGGUAUACGUCCUGGUGACGCCGGAGGAAGAAGAAGAAGGGGGUAAUCUGGGAAAGGGCGAUGACGGGGGGUACAAGGGGAAGAGGAAUAGGAUAGAAGAGGUGGAGUGGGGGAGGGAUAGCGAAGGGGAGACGGUGUGGCCAUUUGUGAUGCUAGGAUUGGGCUUGGCUUAUUUCAUGUACUGGAGGUUUCAGAUGGGGCAACUGGUCAGCAACAUGAACAAGAAGAGGGCAUGAACAAGCUCGAGGGGAAGGAGGAGAGAGUGAACAACUGUAUAUUACUCUUAGUUAACAUAUCUUCGUUAUUGUUAUUAGAUAGGAAUGUUCCAUAUUUUUGCUUUUCAUGAUCUUAUGAUCUUUUUUAAGAAUGUCAUGGUAGUGAUUGAUGUAUUCUUUUGAAUUCUCAAGUUUUCUUUACCACUCCUCUUGUUGAGUUUAAAUGGAUGGAACUACGCUUUGAAUACAUGCUCAGGCUUUCUAUUA